This is a messenger RNA of Lodderomyces jiufengensis, 1095 nucleotides long. RefSeq lists its product as uncharacterized. Bases 1 to 1095 code for a protein of 364 amino acids. Gene Ontology annotation, biological process: mitotic spindle elongation; vesicle-mediated transport. The record is from RefSeq and is a predicted model, not a curated record. The transcript has a single exon. NCBI's taxonomy places the organism in Eukaryota, Fungi, Ascomycota, Pichiomycetes, Serinales, Debaryomycetaceae. Gene Ontology annotation, cellular component: Golgi membrane.
AUGCCACAACUACCGUCAACAGAUACUCAUCCACGUUAUGAUCAAUUUAGAUCUACUCCAACACUACGAGAUACGCUAAGUCAAAAAGCUGCAAGUUUAAUACAUUUAUCAAAUACGUGUAGGACGUGGUUUUUCGAACAAUCAAUUACGAUUAAAAUUUUAUUAGUUAUAGGAUGUGUGAUAUUAGGAGUGCUAGGUUUGUUGUUUAUAAUAUUUCAUAAAUUUUUCAUACAAUUUUUAAUCACAGUAUCAGAUCAAUGGCAUGAUUUAAAAUAUGGUGGUUUAAUAAUAUUUUCAUUAAUUUUCAUAGUGGGGUUCCCUCCAUUAAUUGGAUUUUCGGCAUUAAGUUUUUUAACAGGGAUGAUUUAUGGAUUCCCACGAGGUUGGCCAAUACUAGCAUCAGCUUCUAUAUCUGGAUCAACGGUUUCAUUUUUAAUUUUUAGAUAUUUUUUAAAUAAUCAAGCUCAAAAAUUAAUGGCAUAUAAUGAAAAUUUCAAAGCAUUUGCGGAGAUAUUAAACGAUGACAAUUCCUUGUUAUUAUUGAUUUUAAUUAGAUUAUGUCCCUUACCUUAUUCACUAUCAAAUGGUGCAUUAGCUGCUAUCCCCAAUUUACCAAUCACUACUUUCCUAUUAGCUUCGAUUAUAACAUCACCCAAAUUAUUGAUACAUUUAUUUGUAGGGAGUAAGUUAAAAGAUUUAGGUAAUGAUUCAAGUUCAAAAUCGAAUAAAAUAGUUGAUUUAAUAAGUAUAGUUAUUACGGGUAGUGCAGCAACAUUGGUGACUUACAUAAUCUACAAUAAGAUGCAAGUAAAAUUAGCAAGUUUCCAUCAAAGGGGUAUGGUAAAUGAUGAUGUGCUAGUAUUUGGUAAUUUUGAGGAUGAUUUAGAAAUGGGAAGUCAUAAUGAAAUUGAAUUAAAUUCCGCUGAUUUUGAUACUGAUAAUUUUAUCAUUAAUGAUGACGAUGAUGAUGAUGAAGAUAACAAUGGCACUAAUAAUGAAUUGGAGAAUGGUAAUGAGGACAACAGAUCACAAAAGAGUCUAUCCAGUCAAAAUAGUAAGAAUAGUAAGGGUAGUAAGAGACAGCAAGAGGAUUGA